Messenger RNA from Seminavis robusta, 1194 nucleotides. NCBI's taxonomy places the organism in Eukaryota, Bacillariophyta, Bacillariophyceae, Naviculales, Naviculaceae. The record is from the annotation of a GenBank genome assembly.
AUGAAGACAACAUCACUACUACUACUGACUGCUCUCUUGAGUGGUGGCGCUGUCAUGGCACAAACACAACCACCACAAGCAGCUACAUCUACUGCCAGUGCAUUCCAAGUGGGCGACGAGAUUUGCGUGGAAGGCUACGUGAUGGAUUUUUUCUGCAUUGAACGCGGGACGCUAUUGGACAAUCCUCGCGUGAUGACACUGGAAGAACCCGAGCGACACAGUGUGCAUUGUUUGGUGGAUAUCCGACCGUGCUUCAAUUCGCCGUUUGAAGUCUUGUAUCAGUUGCCCGACUCUCAAAUUACGUCCAACUUGCGCUACGCCCGUGGCUGGCGAUUGGAUGAUGCUUCCAAAGAACAAACGAUUGCCUUGGCACGAUCCGUGGGACGUCCCAAUGCCGACCAACGCUGUACGUCGUGUACCGGAGAAGGAAGUUUGGACGAAGGAUUUCAUGCCGGCAUCGUGGCGACCGUCGUGGAAGUGGCAGCCGACAGUCCGGCCGUGAUUAGCAUUCAACAAAUCCAACAUACCAUGCAGGGCGAUGGAUACUGUCAAGGACUGGGAUUGGUGGCAGCCGCGCCGGGAGCUGUCAUUGUCGAUUCCGGAUCCAAUUUUGAUCAAGUGGCGCGACUUCACGGUGCUUUGAUGCUGAUUGGAUGGGGGUGGUUGCUGCCUUCCGGUGUCAUUGUCGCCAAGUUUUUCAAACAUCGACCCGAUGGACUCUGGUUUCAAAUUCACCGGGCGUGUCAGAUCAUUGGAUUGCUCUGUACCAUUCUUGGAUUUGCCAUUGGUGUCAAUAAUUUUGAUGCCUUUGGAGCCAAGGGAGAAAUCAGUUACACGCAUGCUGUAUUGGGAACUACUACGAUGGUGUUGGGAAUGUUCCAACCCUUGAAUGCCUUUAUAAGGCCUCAUAAAAAUGAAGAGGGAGAAGCACCCAGUGCGUUGCGGACCGUUUGGGAAUUGGUGCACAAGGGAUGUGGGUAUAGUGCCAUUGUAUUGGCCGUCGCGACCAUUGGCAUUGGAACUACCUUGCUGCCCACGGAAAACGACCAACGAGCCUAUCAAAUGGCAUAUGGAAUUGGAGGCGGGAUCUUGCUGCUCGGAUUGUUGGGUUAUACGUUGUUUGACAAGUCCAACUACCAAGAAGUGUCCCAAACCAACAAGGACGCCACGGAAAAUGCUGAUAAUCACGCGUAG